GCGAUACACAGCUCGCGGCCAGUACAAUUCUUGUGUUGACAUUACGCCCGCGCUUUUAAACAGCAAUUUACUGUGUUGAAGCUCCUAUUUAAGUCAGAAUUUGAUGCUCUUUAAUGCUGUGUCGUUUGUCAAAGUGUUCCGGGAUGAUGUUUGUAGAAGUGUAACGUCAGCAGAGCCGGUAAAUGUCAGACACUCAAAGCUAGCCGGUGUUAGCUUGUAGCCGGUGGAUGCCGGGUGAUACUCCAGCCUGGCUAACGGUUACAGCCUUAGUCUGUGGGUAAAACACACUACAUUUAACCUUUAUUGGCUCAGAGAGAUGCCGCCUAACAAACGGAUUCACAAGAAAACACUAAAAUUGGACUGUGAAUGGAGCUCGUGCCCGGAGUCGUUCAGUCGGAUGGAUAACUUCUGUAAGCAUGCAGAGGGUCAUCUCAGUGCUCUGAACAUGGCGGAAGAGGACGAAGAGGAAACAGAAGGGGAGAGAAACUGUCUCUGGAAAGACUGUGGUUUCUGCUCUGUGGAGGGUGCUGAGGAGCUGCGAAGACAUCUCUUCUUUCAUUGUUACCAUACUAAGCUGAAGCAGCUGGGUCAGCAGGUGCUUAAUGCCCAGCCAGAAAUUGGCACAUGCUCCAUCGGGUACCAGAACCGAAACAUCAUCCCUGAAAUCCCAGACAAUUUCAUCUGUCUUUGGGAGGAGUGUGAGCAACCACCCUAUGAAAACCCGGAGUGGUUCUAUCGCCAUGUGGAGAUGCAUAGCCAGUGCAUAGAUAUACCAGCAGGAGACUGUGAAUUCCCAAUACGCUGUGGAUGGAAAGAUUGCGAAGCCACUGCUAAAGGGCGUCCUAAGCUUCGGGAGCAUCUGCGCAGCCACACCCAGGAGAAGGUUGUGGCAUGUCCAGGCUGUGGGGGGAUGUACGCUAACAACACCAAGCUGUUUGACCACAUCAUAAGACAGAGCGCCAUGGAAGGUCAGAGAUUCCAGUGUUCUCACUGCUCCAAACGUUUUGCAACGGAAAGACUACUGAGAGACCACAUGAGAACCCACGUGAGCCACUACAAAUGCCCGCUGUGUGACAUGACUUGUCCGUCACCCUCCUCGCUGCGCAACCAUGUGAAGUUCCGCCACAGUAACGAGAAGCCGUACAGCUGUGAAUACUGCGAGUACAGCUGUAAGAAUCUGGUAGAUUUGCGCAAACACCUGGAUACACACAGCAGCGAGCCGGCGUUUCACUGCGACGUUCCUGGCUGUGGCUUCACCGCUCGAACUCUCAUCACCAUGAAGAUUCACCACAAAAGAGAGCAUGAGGGGAAGUUUGUAGCUCGCUACAAGUGCCACGUGUGUGAUCAGUGCUUCACCCGUGGCAACAACCUAACUGUUCAUCUGCACAAGAAGCACCAAUUCAAAUGGCCCUCUGGACACCCCAGGUUCAGGUACAAGGAGCACGAGGACGGCUUCUUGCGGCUGCAGCUGAUUCGCUACGAGAGUGUGGAACUGACAGAGCAGCUAAUGAGGGAAAGACAAAGCAGGCAAGCAGAUGAGGACGAGGACAGUGGCCAGACUGAAGAAGAAUCCCUGGGGGCAGCUCCCUCAGAGCUGCAGGUAGAACUAAGAGGGGUGCUGCUGGAGGAGCAGAGGACUGAGGAGCCAACAGCCAGCGCCGAGGAGGGCGGUCAGGAAGAGGGCAUGCUGUAUGUUCUCGCUGGAGGUUUGUCACAAGCAGGGGAGGACCAGGUCAUGCAGCAACUCUAGGAUACUCAUCAGCAGCAAGGAAUGUAGGUAGUUUGACUGCCAUGUAUACAUCAUAUACAUAACAGGACAUAAUGUAGUCAGCUGUGUUGUUUCACAGAUACAUGACAUAUGACUGAAAACGCAAAACUUCUGAGCCUUUAAUCUGGAGGCACUUAAUAAUGAUAAAUCAAAACAUCUAAAUGAAGGGAUGUGUACUCCAUGAUAACUCAUCUUGAUCACAAGCUUAUGUUAGGUAAUGCUAAUAUCUGUUUGCAAAUGUUGAGCACGUGGACAAACUGUUUCCCAGUAUUUAAUUAUUUACAUUUCACUCAUUAUACCUCAUACUGUAACGCCUUUAGACAGAUGGAUACUAAUGCUACACUGCCUAGUGGGUUGUCAUCCUCUUUUUAAUGUGAAGGCUGUGUCAAAUUCAGAGGCACAUCAGCCACAUAUUUUUGAAGGUUAAGGGAUUGAGUCACAAGAAUGGUGUGUUUUUUAUUUAUUUGGAUAAAUAAACUUUAAAAAUCACGUUUAAAAU
Molecule: messenger RNA, 2267 nt
Organism: Epinephelus fuscoguttatus (brown-marbled grouper)
Lineage: Eukaryota; Metazoa; Chordata; Actinopteri; Perciformes; Serranidae
Gene: hinfp
Product: histone H4 transcription factor
Exons: 9
Coding region: 317-1750 (477 amino acids)
Biological process (GO): regulation of transcription by RNA polymerase II; anatomical structure development
Molecular function (GO): DNA-binding transcription factor activity, RNA polymerase II-specific; RNA polymerase II cis-regulatory region sequence-specific DNA binding
Source: RefSeq, a predicted model, not a curated record